AUGCUUCUCGCGAAGAAUCCGCUUCGCAACUUUUGUCUGACCAUUCGCCCAGCAGAAUCUACCUCAUUGAGCGUUUUAACGACGCCCAAGGAGGCUCUCACUGACCAACAGUCACCGUCGGUUCCAUCGGCGAAGACGGCGCCAAGCACAUCGGAUAUUUCUUACGCUCGCUUGACGCCUCGAGGAGAGCGAAGCGACGGAGUACACAAGACGCCGCUUUCUCGAAGGGAGAGCCUGCGAGAGGGCACCCUCAUGUCCUUACACGAAGAGCGCCGGCCUAUCAUCGUCGGCUGCUCGAUGGUCGUCGUGGCUGGAUUUCUCGUCGUCGUUGUCGUCGUCCUCGUGCUCACGUCGCCGGAAAAGAGAGGCCCGGUCACCUGCGAAUCCAGCGCCUGCGUCGAACUCAACGGUCUGCUCAAAGCCAGCAUUGACGCGAGCGUGCCUCCGUGCGUGAACUUUUACAAGCACGUCUGCGGUUCGUCGUUCGCGAACGGCCAUUCAUCAGUGUACCGUCAGCUCGCGCAAACAUUUGGCCGUGCCCUCGUUUCCUUCAGCAACGACGACGUCACAGCAUCCGCUUUCGGCCAGACUCCCGUCCAGAAGGUAGCUCUGUUUCUCCGCACUUGCCUGCUGACCGUCGCUUACGACAAACAGAGUGAGGUGGCAGAGUUCAGGCGUAAGCUAAAACAGAUUGGCGUGGUGUGGCCCAGCUUUUCACAAGCGCCCAAUGUUAUAGGCACGGCGGCCAAGGUGUACGCGACGUUCCAAGUAGUUCCUCUGCUUAAGAUCAAGAGAAGCCGCGUCCGUGACGAAGGCGGUCCGUACGUGAUCGUUGAGCCUGACACCGCGAUACCCGCUUGGAAAGAAAAGAGAGAUGGGAUGCGGAUCUCCGGAAUUUACGAAUUGUUUUACGCAGACACCAUCGCUAUGUACACAGGACAGAAGAGCGUGCCGAGUAGCUCGGAGUUCAAGAAGUUUGAGGGCCUAGAGAGCGCAGUGCUGGAGAAGCUUGCCCGCUCACAAAAUGGCCGCCCAGACUACGUGUACCGCACUGUGCACGAGCUCGAGCUUUUGACGCCCAAUGUGAAACCCGAAGUGUGGCAGACCGUGGUCACCGGUGACCUCGGACUUUCAACGACGGCAGAGGUCAGAAUUCGCGAUCCAGAGUACCUGAAGCGCUUCAACGACGUUUUAGGAGAAGUGGAAGAGCGAGACCUGCACUUCUACCUCGACUGGUACGUACUGCAAGCCAUGGGUCGGUUCAUGAGCGCGUCUCUGUCGAAGCUGUGGUACGCCGAGUCUUGGGCCACGCGGGACACACCGGUGAGCGGAGAGCCAUCUUCCAGUACGCCCAGUGUGUCCGACUGUCUGCAACUGACGGAGUCCUUUCUCGGCUGGUCGCUGUUCCAGCACUUUGCGACGGUAAAAGUAGAUGCGACCGUUGUGCACAAGGUGAACGCUAUGGCAGGACACGAUCAACACAGAACUCGCCAAGAGACUAGAAGACGCACCCUGGGUCGCCCAUAA
This is a messenger RNA of Rhipicephalus microplus (southern cattle tick), 1527 nucleotides long. Its product is annotated as endothelin-converting enzyme 2. Gene Ontology annotation, biological process: protein processing. Gene Ontology annotation, cellular component: plasma membrane. NCBI's taxonomy places the organism in Eukaryota, Metazoa, Arthropoda, Arachnida, Ixodida, Ixodidae. Gene Ontology annotation, molecular function: metalloendopeptidase activity. The record is from RefSeq and is a predicted model, not a curated record.